Messenger RNA from Colletotrichum destructivum, 2145 nucleotides. Its product is annotated as Putative FAD-binding domain, acetoacetate decarboxylase domain superfamily. Gene Ontology annotation, molecular function: monooxygenase activity; FAD binding. The record is from RefSeq and is a predicted model, not a curated record. The coding region runs from base 1 to 2145 and encodes 714 amino acids. The transcript has 4 exons. Lineage: Eukaryota; Fungi; Ascomycota; Sordariomycetes; Glomerellales; Glomerellaceae.
AUGCGGUCCACCAAGGAUGGCUUAGAAAUGUUGGCCGAUGACUACCCACGGCCGCUCCGAGUCGCCGUCGUCGGUGCCGGUAUAGGUGGUUUGGCCGCCGCUAUAGGUUUACGCCGCAAUGGGCACCAUGUCGACCUUUACGAACAGUCUUGCUUUGAUGCUGAAAUCGGCGCGGCUGUUCAUCUAAUGCCUAACGGCCUAAGUAUUCUCCGGCGUUGGGGGCUUGACACGGCGGAUUUCGACACCAAUUCCAUGAGCCGCGCCAUCGAGCACGAUCAAUAUGGCCGUGUGGAAAAGGACAUUGACCUUUCCAAGGCAAAUAUGAGGUGGACGGACCCGUGGCUGCUCGCGCAGCGGGCCAAGUUCCACAAGGCUCUGAAGACAAAGGCGGUUGCGGAUGGCGCCACGCUCCAUACAUCUGCAAAGGUCGAAAGUUCCGACCUGGCGAAUGGGACCAUCAGUUUGGCAAACGGUCAAGUUAUAGCAGCCGAUGUGAUUAUUGGGGCGGACGGGGUAUACUCUAUCACGAGAGGUCUCAUCACAAACGCGAAGCCGUUCAGCUCUGGAAAGUCGGCUUUUCGUUUCAUGAUACCCAGGAGGCUUGCGAUAGCUGAUCCCACGACUCGUCCCUUGGCAGAAAUCUACGACGGCCUGCUUGCCUGGGCCGGCAAGACGCGAAGAAUCAUCAUGUAUUCCUGCAGCAACAACGAGAUGCUGAACUUUGUGUGUAUGCAUCCUGACGAAGAGUCUCGAAUGACAAAACCUGGUGGCUGGAAUUCACGGGUGACGACCGAGCAAAUCUUGAAGGUUUACGAAGACUUUCACCCCGCGGUAAGGAGCUUGCUGGCCAAGUCCGAUGAUCCCGAGAUCUCGAAGGGAGUAUGGCAAUUGUUAGACAUGGAGCAGAUACCAUGGACGAAGGGCAAACUAGCUCUGCUCGGUGAUGCUGCUCAUCCAUUUACUCCGCGUAAGUGCUACAUCUCAUCCACCAGUUUUCACUUAUCAAGACCGCUUACUCACCUGCGCUUUCAAGACCAGGGACAAGGCGCUGUGCAAGCGAUAGAGGAUGCAGCCAGCCUGUCUGUUGUUCUUCCUCGUGGGACACACCCGGAAGCGGUGCCCGAACGGCUGCGGCUGUACGAAGAAAUUCGAAGAAAACGGGCGCAUAGUAUCCAGGCAUACUCUCGCGAGGCAGGAAGAGACCUGGAGGAUGAUGAGAAACCCGAGGUGAACAACACGGACGAGUUGUUCUCCCACGAUGAGCUGGACCACUCAGCGCGCAUGUUUGCUAAGUGGAAACAAGACAAAAGCCCGGCCGACUUCCGGCUGAUGCCGGUUGGUGUUGGGCAGUUCUCGGGCCUGCGGCGGGAUACGGGUGGAACAGGCAGGGCCGCUUGCCAUUUCAAGAGAGCCGUGGUCAAGUUCAAGACCUCCAAGCCGUUUUUAGAACGACUCUUCCCGAGCCAACGAUUCAAUUUCAGGCGCGCGGAUACCCUUUGCACUGCGAGUCUGGCUAUUACGUCCUUGGAGAACGUGCCGUGGCUAGGAGGUGAAGGCUACGUGACACUGGCGCUCCAAGUCCACGGGGUACAGUACAGCAAGAAGGAUGGCGGCUUGGUCAACGGGUCCUUCAUGCCGAUACACCUCGUGUCGCGCAGCGAGGCCGCCACUGCCAGCCGCGAGGAGAUCGGUCUGCCGAGCGUGCCGUGCGACCUCGACAUGUAUCAGCUCGACGACAGUUGCCAGAUCACAGCAUCCUGGGGCGGUGCUAAGUUCGCCGACAUAUCGCUCGGCAGUCUCAGGGCCGGCGACGCCGUUACUGAGCGAGGCCCCAUCGGCACCGUGGCGGACUACGGGGUCAUGGUGUAUAGGUAUGUCCCUGCCGUCGGGCGACCCGGCGUGGCGGAUUGCGAAUACGCGUGUGUCAUCCCUCACGCAGGAGAGUCCAAGGCGGAGGCCAUCGAAUCGGUUGCGAGCUCCAGCAGUGCGAACCUGGCUUUCAAGGCUCUGGACUGGGCCCAGCUACCCACCCUGAACCAUAUCGCAUCCGCGUUGUCCGAGAUGCCCGUAUUCGACGUCGUCAGCGCCAAGGUUGUAGAGGGCACAAAUGCAUCUGAGUAUCUCUCAUGUAGGCGGAUCGACUAG